CAUGGACGCGCCGCAGGUAAAGCACAGGUGUAUUGUCCAGCAGAUUGAAGCCGACUCACCCGGAACAGAAGCUCUGAAGAAAGCUUAAUUUUGCUCAUCACUGCUGGAUGGUUCAGAGAUGGUGGUGGAGUGAGAACUUGAGGCUAAAUUAAAAUCAUCCAUUUUUAGAACGGAAGCCGAGUUUUAUUCUCACCUCAACUGACUUCUUGUGUGCGAUUGUGAAGUUUAAUGGAGUAACUGAUAUUCACAUCAGAUUGGAUUAUCGUGUGGGUUUUUUUUCCGUUCACUAUGGAUUUACGCAUCGCCCGACGAACAGGAGUCUUGCUCGUUAUUUUCUUAUUUUUAAGUCUUCUCCAUGGCUCCAGAGGGGAAAUCCCACCCAGACCAACCCCCGGUGUCACCAUUGUGCCCCCAGUUAACCCCAAUGGUGAUCCUCAGGCCUUUCCAGACGCGGAAAAGCAAAAUUUACCAGUGUUUACAAUGAAUUACCCAAGAAUACAGAUACCGUUUGAGAUCACUCUGUGGGUGCUGCUGGCUUCAUUCGCAAAGAUUGGUUUCCAUGUGUACCACAAAAUAACCAUCUGGGUGCCAGAGACCUGCCUUCUGAUCAGCAUUGGUUUGAUUGUGGGUGGCAUCAUGCACUCUGUCCACGAGGAGCCCCCUGCUGUGCUCACCAGCAAUGUCUUCUUCCUCUACAUGCUGCCUCCCAUCGUCCUGGACUCGGGCUACUUCAUGCCCACCAGGCCUUUCUUUGAGAACAUUGGCACGGUGCUGUGGUUUGCAGUGGUGGGGACUCUGUGGAACAGCAUUGGCAUUGGCAUGUCUCUGUUUGCCAUAUGCCAGAUUGAGGCGUUUGGUGUGCAGGACAUCAACCUCCAGGAGAACCUGCUGUUUGCCACCAUCAUCUCAGCCGUGGACCCAGUGGCCGUGCUGAGUGUGUUUGAGGAUGUGUCUGUCAACGAGCAGCUCUACAUCGUGGUGUUUGGGGAAUGCCUCUUCAAUGACGCCAUCACUGUGGUGCUGUACAACAUGUUCAACUUCGUGGCGGAGAUGCCUGUGGUGGAGCCAGUGGAUGUUUUCCUGGGGGUGGCGAGGUUCUUUGUGGUGGGGCUAGGUGGGAUGGGCUUUGGCAUCCUGUUUGGCUUUGUGGCUGCCUUCACCACAAGAUUUACCUCCAAAGUCAGAGAAAUUGAGCCACUUUUCAUAUUCAUGUACAGCUACCUGGCCUAUCUGGUGGCCGAGCUCUUCGCCAUCUCAUCCAUCAUGGCCAUUGUGACCUGUGCCCUGACCAUGAAGUACUACGUGGAGGAAAAUGUUUCUCAGCGUUCCUGCACAACCAUCCGCCAUGUGGUCAAGAUGCUUGGCUCCAUCUCAGAGACCCUCAUCUUCUUCUUCCUGGGGGUUGUCACCAUAACGACAGAACACGAGUGGAACUGGGGCUACAUCAUGUUCACGUUACUGUUUGCUUUUCUAUGGAGAGGUCUGGGUGUCUUAGUGCUGACUCAGAUCAUAAACCCUUUCCGCACCAUCCCAUUUAACAUGAAAGAUCAAUUUGGACUGGCCUACGGUGGCCUACGAGGUGCAAUUUCAUUCGCCUUGGUGUUCACCCUUCCCGAGAACAUCGGGCGCAAGCAGCUCUUCGUCACCGCCACCAUCGCUAUCAUCCUCUUCACUGUCUUUAUUCAGGGCAUCAGUAUCCGACCUCUGAUUGAGUACAUCAAUGUCCGCAGAACCAACCGCAACCUUGAGACCAUUAAUGUGGAGAUUCACUGCAGGCUCAUGGAGCACACCAUAGCCGGCAUAGAGGACCUCUGUGGACAGUGGAGCCACUUCUACUGGAAGGACAAGUUUAUGAAGUUCAACAAUCGAAUCCUUCGAAGGAUCCUGAUCCGAGAAAACCGGGCCGAGUCCAGUAUCGUGGCGCUGUAUAAGAAGCUGGAGCUGCAGAAUGCUAUGGAGAUCCUGGACACGGUGUCUGGGGACAUCAGUGCUGCUCCGUCCAUCGUCUCUCUCUAUGAGGAAAAGAAAAGUUCUUCUAAGCCUAAGAAGAAGUUCCUGGCUUCUGACCUGAGGAACAUGCACGACAUCCUGUCCAAGAACAUGUACAAGAUCAGGCAACGGACGGUGUCAUACACAACAAAGCAUGCCCUUCCCAAUGACAGCCAUGCGAGAGAGAUACUGAUCAGACGUCAUGCAAGCAUCCGUCGAAGCCUCCGAUCUGGCAGCUUUCAGACCUCGGUGGUGCCAAAAUCUCAUAAAUACCUCUCUCUUCCUGCGGGAAAAAGUCUGGACUUAAGAUUUCCUCCUGCCAGGCUGAGCUACACAGAUGAUCAGGAAACAAUGUCAGAGGUGGCGUACCCCGCCAGUCGCUCCCGGUUUCGGUCUGUACGCUCCUCCUCUGGAGCCAUGAUGCCUCUACGCAGGUUGGACACUCUCGAAGAGGUGUCCUCUGUUGACAAGCUGGAUGAAGGCACAGUGGAGGAGAGAGGCCAUGCAGCGCCUGGCAGAUUCAGAACAAAGUCCUCCUCCAGUGAUUCCCAUAUUCCUGCUUCUCGCCGUCACCUCCACUCCUCUGUUGACGACAACAGUGCCUCAGCUGAUAACUUUAGAAACGGGCAUCGCGAAGCAGAUGAGGACGAGGAGCGUUCAUCCUCAACUCCAGCCUGGGCUGCCGAACCCAGAGACAACGCAGCACAAAACCCUCUGCUCAGACGGCCUCAAUGGAACCCAAAGAAGAUGUAGACGUGUACCUGGGCUUUCACGGGGCAGCUGGAUUGCCACAGACUCAGGAUUAUCAAGACUCAAGCAGCUCCAGGGUCUCUACAUAAAACUGUCUAUUUAUACAAAGUACAUUAACACUGAAGGUCCAUUGAUUUCUUAUUAGAGGCGAUCCACCUUCCAAAAUGAGCCAAAAUAGAUGGUUAGGUGAAAGGUGUCAGCCAUAUCAGAAGCUCAGUGCACUAAAGUGAAGGAACAGUGUGUGAGCUGUCAACAGUGAGUCAUUCUGCCAAUCUGUGUAGUUAUUUCAAACAUUUACAACACUGUGAUUUUAAAUACUUAUCUUCCCAUAGGUUUUUUAAAUGUUUAAAUAUGAUGUUAUUUAAAUGAUUUUAUUCUGAGUAAUUAUUACUUAGUUCUUACAUGUAAAUAUACUUUUUCUAUUUCAUUUCCUUUUAUGUAACAGUUGUAUGAUUGAUGAUACAGGUUUUGUAUGUAGGUCGUAUUAGUUUAACGUGAACUAUUGCUGUGCAGUACAAAGUACUUACUGGAGGAACUGGAAGUGUUUAGUCUGAUGAACCUCACAAAUCUGGACUCAUUUUUUCCUUUGUAAUAAAUGUUCUAUACUGUUGAAAGCUG
Scatophagus argus is the source of this 3357-nucleotide messenger RNA. RefSeq names its product solute carrier family 9 member 2 (gene slc9a2). The transcript has 13 exons. Lineage: Eukaryota; Metazoa; Chordata; Actinopteri; Scatophagidae. Gene Ontology annotation, cellular component: membrane. The record is from RefSeq and is a predicted model, not a curated record. Gene Ontology annotation, molecular function: sodium:proton antiporter activity. The coding region runs from base 289 to 2742 and encodes 817 amino acids. Gene Ontology annotation, biological process: sodium ion transport; regulation of pH; proton transmembrane transport.